UUCCCUGUUUGCUAGAGAACAGAGAGUACCAUCCAAAAUCACGUUCUUCAUCCAAACUUGUUUGAAACAAAAACUUGCAGAGUUUCAAACUGCUCCUUAAUUCUCUCUCUCUCUCUCUCUCUCUCUCUCUAAUAUUGCUCUGUUUCAUACAUUCCUUCCUGGGAUCUUUUGCAGCAAAGACGAGUAGACAUGGAAGUGGUGGGAAUCUUCGUCUCUCCCUUGCUAAAAGCUGUGAUUAACAAGCUGUUGUCCUCUGAUUUAAUCGACUUGGCACGUCAAGGGGGUGUCGACACUUCCAUCAAGAAGCUGAAGAAGUCAUUUGAAGAUAUAAAUGAUGUUCUUGCUGAUGCAGAGGACAAGCAGAUAUCGGACAAGGCUGUCAAUAAGUGGCUGAAAGAGCUCCAGCAUUUGGCUUACGAUGCGGACGAUGUGUUGGACGAGUUUGGCACUGAAGUUCUACGCAAAAAGCUGAUCAUGGCAGAUACUGAUGUUGGUGAGGCCAGCACAAGUGGUAAGGUACGACGAUUCCUCCUUCCUACUUGUUGCACUGGUUUUACUCCAACUGCGAUUUCAUUCAAUUUUGCAAUUCGGUCCAAGAUAAAGAAGAUCAAUGGUCAGUUACAAGAUGUUACUACAAGAAUUAAGGAACUUGGUUUGGUCAAAAAGGCUAUUGGGGGGACUCAUAAGCCUACAAAUGCGUGGCCGAGACGAGAAACCACAUAUUUGCUGGAUGAUCCUUUUGUUUGUGGCAGAGAUGAAGAUAAAAAACGGAUUGUUGAAUUGCUUCUUAGAGAUACACCAACUCAAAACAAAGUCGAUGUCAUUCCCAUCACCGGCAUGGGUGGGAUUGGCAAGACUACUCUGGCUCAACUCAUUUAUGAUGAUGAUGGUGUCAAAAACCAUUUCGAUCUAAAAGCGUGGGUUUGUGUAUCUGAGGAGUUUGAUGUUAAGACAAUAACAAAGGCAAUUCUGGAGUCAUUCACUCUCCAGUCAUGCGAUUUGACAAAGUUAACUGACCUUCAAAGUAAACUUGAGGUCAUGCUGGCAGAAAAAAAGUUUUUGCUUGUUUUAGAUGAUGUGUGGAACCAUAGAGAUGAAGAGUGGAGUUCACUACAAUCUCCAUUGCGAGCUGGAGCACAUGGAAAUAAAAUCAUUGUGACAACACGAAUCGCAGCUGUUGCGGAAAAGGUGAUGACGAUUAAAUUUCACAAUUUGCCAAGCUUAUCACCUGAUGUUUGCUGGUUAAUAUUUUCCCGUCAUGCAUUCAAGAAUAUAAAUACUAGUGAACAUCCAGAAUUGGAAUCAAUUGGCAGGCAAAUUGUUGCCAAGUGCGGAGGCUUGCCACUGGCAGCAAGGGCCCUCGGUGGCUUAUUACAAUGUAAACAAAAUGAGCAUGAAUGGAAAAUGGUACUAACUAACAAUAUAUGGGAUAAACCAUACGAGGAAAGUGGCAUUCUCCCAGCACUGAAAUUGAGCUAUCAUCAUCUCCCUUCCCAUUUGAAGAGGUGCUUUGGUUAUUGUGCAAUUAUCCCAAAGGAUUACGAAUUUGGGAAGGAUGAAUUAGUCUUGUUAUGGAUGGCAGAAGGUUUAAUUGAACACCCAGAAGGUGGAGAACAAAUAGAAGAUGUAGGCUGCAGGUAUUUUCACGAAUUGGUGUCUAGGUCAUUAUUCCAAUUGUCAAGGCAUAAUAAAUUGCUAUUCAUAAUGCAUGACCUCAUCAAUGAUUUGGCUCAAGCAGUUGCAGGGGACAUCUGUUUUAGGUUGGAGAAUAAUUUAGAGGGUGGCAAGCAGAACAAGAUUUCAGACAAAGCUCGACAUUCAUCUUUUGUUGGUAGUGAAUAUGAAGGAAUUAGAAAAUUCAAAGCUUUCGAUGAUGCCAGAUGCUUACGAACCUUCUUAAGGUUUUCGCCGCGUGCAUUCAACUACACAACAAGGUACUUGAUUCAUGAUUUGUUGCCAAUGCUAAAGUGCUUACGUGAGUUGCGUUUGUGUUAUUCUGGGAUAGAUGAACUACCAGAUUCCAUUGGAGAUCUAAAGCAUCUACGGUACCUUGAUGUAUCCCUUUCUCGAAUUAGGAAGUUACCUGAUUCGGUGGUAACUCUCUACAAUUUACAAGUCUUGUUUUUGAAAUUUUGUUUUGCACUUGAGAAGUUGCCUCUAAACAUGGGGAGGCUAGUGAACUUGCGCCACUUUGACAUGACUGGAGUGCAUAUUCCAUCAUCAGAAGAGAUGUCACUACAUAUAGGUAAAUUAACUAAUCUCCAAACAUUGUCAAAUUUUAUGGUGGGUAAAGAUCGUGGGCGUAAAAUAGGAGAGUUGAAAAACCUAUCACAUAUUCAAGGGGCAAUACACAUAUCAAGAAUGGAGAAUGUCAGUGGUGUUAAGGAUGCAGUGGAUGCCAAUUUAAUGUCUAAGGAGGAGUUAAAAGAGUUAUCACUAGAAUGGAAUGAAUCUCGUAGUUCACAGAAUGACAUAGUUGAGAGGGAUGUGCUUGACGUGAUGAGGCCUUUCAAAUUUUUGGAACGACUCACCAUCAGUGGGUAUCGUAGUACAAAAUUUCCAAACUGGGUUGGAGAUGUUUCAUUCUCUAAAAUGGUAUUCAUGCGAUUAAAAGGUAGUAAAUAUUGCACAUCUUUGCCACCACUUGGACAACUACCCGUGCUUAAAGACCUUUACAUUGAAGGAAUGAGUAUAAUAAAGCGCCUAGGUUGUGAGUUCUAUGGGCAGCAGUGUGGUGCCAAACCUUUCCCCUCUCUAGAGAGACUGAGCUUUGAGUUUAUGACAGAAUGGGAGGAUUGGUCUGCUUUUGAAAUAGAGGGAGUUCAGCCGUUCAGUCAUCUCAGUGAGCUUUCCAUCAUAAAUUGUCCCAAACUUGUUGGAAGAUUACCAAAUGAUCUUCCUUGUCUCAAUUCUCUCAAAAUUGAUCGUUGUCCGCAGUUAUUGAUUGAUGUUUCGAGCCUCGUUCAGCCAUCACUUGCGUCCUUGUCAAUGAAUUAUGUUAUGCUCCCAAGCCUUCCAGCACUCUUAGGGAUCAAGAACACGAUCGAACUUGAUUCACUCACCUUGGAUAUUAGCCAUGUUACAGUUCUCGACUCCCUCUGCGAUCCAAGCCCAACUGAUGAAGAGUUACUGGCUAAUGAAAUGUCUAAGCAUUUGACUUCAAUAACUGCUUUGCGUAUUUCUGAUGUUGAAAAACUGGUGUUCCUACCGACAUGGUUUACUCAAGAUUUGACGCGACUCGAGAAAUUGGACAUUAGUAACUGCCAAGAACUCUUAACAUUGUGGCGGAAUAAGGUGAGAAUACAACUAUGUCUCCCUGCCCUCUGCCAUUUGAAGAUUUCUUGUUGCCCCAAAGUCGUUUGCUUGUUUGAAGAAGAGCAAGAAAAAAAAGGAAAAGGUUCGAAAAAGUAGCAACAUGAGGGGCUGCCUUGCAUGACGAGACUCGAGUAUUUAACAAUUGAAGAGUGUGGAAUGCUGAAGAAACUGCCACAAGAUCUGCACACAUACACAUCUCUUGGGGUGUUUAGAAUCUGCAAUUGUGCAAGUCUGAUCUCUUUUCCAAUGAAAGGUUUGCCAUCUAUGCUGAGAGAACUUGAGGUUUCAUAGUGUGAUGCUUUGGAGUCCCUACCCGAGUUGAUGACACUCAAUAAUCUGCAAGAGUUGAAGGUUUCUGAAUGUGCAUCACUCACAUAUUUAUUGUCAAGAGGUGGGCUACCAUCCACACUAAAACAACUUUGGAUUCAUUUUUGUGCAAAGCUGGAGUCACUUUUUGCAGAGGAAGAGAUCAAAAUUGACUGUCCAUCUCUUGAAGAUAUUGAAAUUACGCGUUGCAGCAGUCUCAAAUCUUUACCUGAAGCCAAUAAUCUCAAGAAUCUCAGUCAAUUGCAGAUAUACGAUUGUUAUGAUCUGGAGCCCCUGUCACUUGGUGGUCGUGAUGAGAACAACAACAUCAACCAACGCACUUCGCUUCAGAAGCUGUGUUUAGUUGAUUGCAGAGCAGAAAUGGUCUCCUACUUUGUGAAGGAAGGGAGUUUCCCCACCAACAUCACUUCACUUGAAAUCGGGAGGUUCAGAGUGGACGACGUGGGUCAACUUCCAGUUCCGCCUCCAUCUCCAUUAGAGUGGGGUUUGCACAAACUCUCUUCUCUUACAACACUCACACUUGAUGGCCGAGGUUGGCCGUGGCGAGAUACGGUGUCCUUUCCAGAAGAAGGGAUGUUCCUGCCCACCUCUCUCAUCAAUUUGACCAUCAACGGUUUCCCAAAUCUGGAAAGACUCUCUUGUGAGGAGUUUCAAAACCUCACUUCUCUUGAAAGACUUGAAAUCUGGAGUUGCCCUAGGCUCGCGUCCUUUCCAAAGGAAGGGUUGCCUCCCUCUCUUUUGCAUCUAUGGAUCGGUCACUGCCCUGAGCUUGCGACCUUUCCAGAACAAGGAUUCCCUUCCUCGCUUUUGUCACUGUGGAUCGUAGAUUGUAAUCCAAUACUGAAACAGAAGUGUGCAAAGGGGAAAAAAUAUUCGAGCAAGGAUCCUCUAGAGUGAUUUUUCUCUAAAGUUUUCUAGAGUGCUCUAUUGUGUGGUUGAGAUUUAUUGGCAAGUCACAUCAAUUUUUCUGAUGUGACUUGCCAGUAAAUCUCAACCAGAACACUUUAGGAAAAUUUUACUCUAGAGGAUCCUUGGUGAAAAUAUUGGCCCAUCAUCCAAUACAUUCCUAAAGUAGAUUUGGAAGUAUAAGCAGCCACCUGCAAGUACGUUUUUGAGGAUGCUUGCAACUUUGCAGGAGAAUAUGGAGGUUUGUUAUGGAAAGACUCAAGAUAGAUGGCAAAGAAGGCAGAAAUACUAGUGCACAUCUGAGAAUUCCCACAUGAUCAAAGGCAAUAGAAAGCACAGAAAAGGAAAGAAAGAAGCAAAGAAGAGAGAAAUUGUACAUAGUUGCUUUUUGGCUAUUUAGCUUGCUAGCUUGAGGAGUAAACCAUUGACAUUGUUUAGAGGAGUAUUUGGAGUGCAAAGUAUUUUUUGGAGGCUGCGCUGCACUGGCAUAUUGGGAAUGGAAGGUCUAUGAAGAUUUGGAAAGAUAUAUGGAUUCCAAGGCCUUACUCUUACAAACCUAUUUCUGUUACAAAAUUCUUGCAUGUUGAUGCUAAGUUGGCAUAUCAUUUGGAGAUGGUUUUGUGAAGCAGAGAAACACAAGUCAGGUCAGAUGCUGGGAGUUUUGAAAGGGCAUUUUCAAAAAAGAUUUGGUUGCUGAAAUUUCUGCAUAAAGUGAAAAUCUUUGCAUGGAAAACAUGUUCGAAUAUCCUUCAUGUUCAAUCAAAGUUGAGGAGGAAUUAAUGGUGUGACUCCGCCCAAGUGACAAGGCAGUGAAAAUUUUGAAUGGAGCACAUGGGCAUAUUGGAUGUUAUUUGUUGAAGCUUCGAGCUAAUGUGUGCUGGGACUGAAUGUCCACCCUUUUGUGUAACCAAGUGGCUUCCCUUGAAACUUGUACGCCAUUGGGGCAUCUUUAUUUUUGUGAACUAUAACUUGUAUCGUGAACAUAAGAUGUAAUAGUUUAAUAUAGUUCAAUGAGAACGAGAUUUACUUAA
Molecule: messenger RNA, 5579 nt
Organism: Camellia sinensis
Lineage: Eukaryota; Viridiplantae; Streptophyta; Magnoliopsida; Ericales; Theaceae
Source: RefSeq, a predicted model, not a curated record